UGUUUUGAUUCGAUUUUUAAAUGACUUUCCAUGCAUAGAAGAAACUUUAACAUAGGUGAGGUCUCAUUGCCUCGUUUUAGCAGUUGAUGUCGUCAUCGUUUUUCCUAAUGACAACUCAACUUACUCACUCUUAAAAAGCCAAUGUGGUCAGUUUAUCUUUCUUAGCAACCUGCUCGAGGCGAUGAGGUUGAAACUACACGAAAACUAAUUGACGAAUGCUUUUAUCUGAGAAGAGCAUAUGGUUAGAACACCAGACCCUAUUUAGUCACGUUCUGUUUCAAAGAAAUUACCUGAAAGCAUGUUUCCCCAUGUAUGCUAUGUUAUAGACGCGAAACAAAUCUCGAUGGACAAUUCACUAAUAAUGACAAUAAAUAUGAAAGGAAAAACGCCUUGAUGAAAUAGUUAAAUAAUACAAGCAUAAUUCGCAUUAUGUUGUCUUUACAUACACAAACCUUUGUUCUGCAUCACCAUCUGUUACAAACCAUUCAAUAAUUAAUGUUUUCUACGUCUAAACGAGCUUAUUUAUCAUUGGAUCGGGCAUCGCUGUUGUUGAUUCAUGAAAUAAAUAAAGAGGCACAGUUUUCAGAGUGGAAGGGCAAGAAAGAUCAGUUUUGUUAAUUCAAUCGGGCAAAUUAGACACUGGUUGUUAAAUGAUACCAUUGGUAGCCUGGCUACAAAUUGAGACAAUUAUCACUACACAUUGCUUUCAAAGAAUACAUGAAAACUGCCUUUUUUCUGUUGAGUCAUCGACAUAGUAUUGGUUCAAUUGGUGAAAUUGUCAACAUAAAACUAUGUUUUAAAGCCAAACGUAUCCCGCAGUCUUGACUAGCGACUGUAACGAAGCUGUCAAAUACAAGCUCAGUGGAGCGCUGUAAGCCGAUUUUGGAGAACUGUUUUUAGCCAAGUUGCCUGCGACGCAGUUACUCGGAGGAGUUUCUGCAAUUAAAGAUGGGGAAAAGAAGAGUGACUGAUCUCAUAUUGGCGAUAAUUGUGUCAUACAUCUCAAAGCUGAGCUGUUUUGAUAAUGUGAUUACAUAUCUUGGUAGUGAUGAAAUCCACCAGGCCUCUUACACAAAGUAUUCGUCAUGGAACUCAGAAUCCACUGGAAUAAUUUCCUUUAGCUUCAUAACUAGCAAUUCUAAUGGACUGUUACUUCAUGUUGGAGACAGCAAUUCAACAGCGUGGAAUCGAAAUUAUUUGGAGCUACGGAUCAAAAAUGGAAUGCUGAACUUUAUAUCACGCAUAAAAAAUGGCACAACGUUGGUCAAAUGGAAGCGAGUCUGGUACACAAAAGAGGUUGAUGAUCUCAAAUGGCACGAUGUUCAAAUAAGGAGAAAUGGAAUCAAUGCCAUGCUAUCAUUGGAUGGUGAAAGAUUGCUCGUUCAGUUUGGAGCAGCCAAUAUGUACGCCAUAAAGAUUAAAGGCUCUCUGUAUUUUGGAGGUUUACCUGGAAAUGGUCAGCAUGACUGUCAAUUAUCAUUCAGAUCAAAUCAAUUUAUUGGUGCAAUAAAAGAUGUUGGAUAUGGACCUCUUUUUGAAUUUCAAAGUGGCUAUGAGCGUAUACUAGUCAAAGAGAGGGCUGUCUGGGGCUAUGUCGACCACUGCUUGAAAAACCGCGGGAGGAUGAGGCUAUGCCAAAAUGGUGGUAUAUGUGUGAAUAAAUUCAACAACUUUUCAUGCAAUUGCCUUGGCACUGGCUAUGAAGGAAGAAAUUGUGAAAACGAGUCGAACUCUAUUGGUUUCAGAGGUUUAGACUACGUUGAGUGGAAACCGUUGCCAUCAGAAAAGUCAUUGGAAGCGAAUGAGAUUGCACUGAGAUUUAGGACGCGUGAAUUAAACGGCGUGUUGAUGUACAUUGGCAAUGCAACAAAGUAUCUGGUAAUCGAGCUCUUUGCUGGCAAGCUUGUCAUUGGCAGCCAGCUUGAUUCGGAAAAAUUGACAAUCAUUGCAAGCAAUCGCACCCUUAAUAACGACGACUGGCACUUGGUGGAAGUAUCUAGACGAGAAAUGCAUGUCAAAGUCUCAUUGAAUGGAACAAACAAUACACAAUCAUCAAUUCCUGGAAGCAGCUUGAAACGACAUUUGCAAGAUUCAAAGAUAUUUGUUGGCGGAAAAAGCUAUGUCAACUGGCUCCCUGGAACACUUUCAAAACAGUAUUUUAUGGGUUGCCUUCAACAGGUCUUUUACAACGGAGGGAACGUAAUAAAAGCUAUAAUAAAAACUUAUCGCACAACAAGCAGGAGAAGGACAAAGCAUGGGAAUAUUGUUAGUGGAUGUCCUAGUAGAACAACCAAAGCCCCUUUCACAAGAGGGCCUAGAAGUAAACGUUAUCGACCAACGGUUUCAAGAUUGACAAGAGCAAAAGCAAGAAUCGAGAACAAAGAAGAAGAAGCUCCGAAUACAAGAACUGAGUUAAAGAGAAUCAGUGGCACUUCCCAAACCAUGCUUAUUAUUGGCAUUAUAAUCGGAAUUAUCGUAUUGGUUGUUGUGAUAUCAGCUACUGUUCACUAUUUCAAGAACAGAUACAGGCGUGAAAUGGCACUGUCUGCAGUAUACACGAGGUCACCGAUCGAGAAUGGCACAAGCUCUGGGACAAUGCCUAUGUACAUUUCACCAUCAUCGUCAGGAGAAAAAAGCGAGAAACUUAAGGGAAUCGUAACCUGAAAUUGCAGUAGCGCUAGCCUCUUGUUCAGAUGCUCUUAAAUAGAAACGAGGCAUGAAAGAAAAGGAAGAAGAACACAUUGCAGAACGAUGAUUAAAGAUGCAAUGUUAUGUUUACGGUCAGCAUUAGAUUCAGAUAAAUAGAGAGAGAUGCAAGUAUCCAAACUGUGGCUGUUGAAGGUGUCUUAAAAUGCAAUGAUCGGUUCUUUCAGACUUCUGUACAAGUGAGCCAAAAUUUGGUACAAGAGAACUGCUCAAAAAACACUGACGCUUGGUUUGAUAGUUCAUUAAACCCUUUGCUUUGAUGACAUUUAAACAAACUUUGAUGUUCUAAAACUCUUUUUAACCUAACACAAAAAUCGUCGAUAAAGAGAGCCUUAAAAUCUGCAACUGAUACAAAAGAAAUUAUCAAUUUAGAGAUGUGAAAUGUUUAACAUGAAUUUUUGUUCAGAGAAAUCUGAAAAAAGAUUUACAACAAGGUAUCUGCGAAAUUAAGCAAAGAACUUUUCUAAAAUACUGUAGAAAAAAUGUCAUUCUCCACAAAUCCUAAUCAGAAUCACUAUGGCUCUAAAAACUUUUUUAACAAUUUCUAUUACGAUGAAAAUUCGAGGAAGACAGGAAUAUGACAAACUUCUAAUGCCAUAUCCUAAAAUUUUAAGGCAAUAAGAUAUUAUUCACGGACAUUCAAGUUAUUCAAGUUAAUUCGUAUGUUGACAGAGGUUGUCUUAAGUGUGUUGAGGUUUACGGAAAUGCAAAGACCGCACAACAAAAACUCAUACAGUAGCCUAAAACCAUUGCCUGGAACUUUCCCAGUUUGAAUAAUGUUAAAGAAAUUUAAUUGUUUGACACCCCAGGAUUUGUGACACUUUUAAGGAAUAUUGAAGCUUAUUCUAUAUUAGGAUAUGAAAAGAAAUCUGCGUUAGUCGUUGCUUUCUUUUCUGAUGUAUCUAGUCCAGACCAGCUGGAAGGUUUGAACAAUGCAAACCUGGCCAAGAGAAAUGAUUUUUGGAAAUGUUCACAGAACAGUGAUGAAAAGCCUUUCCAUUCCCAAAAACUUCCACCCUAAUGAGGAGUGUCCCCUAAAAUAAAAGGAAAUUCUGCUGAUCCUGUUUAAGGUCUCGUGAACUUUUCCUUUCGCCUAUUUGUUCAAGUUGUUCCUGCACUUGACAUGAACCAACAGAAAACUGGCGUUUAAAUGUCAAAAUUGCUCCAAGGAUAUUUUUCAACAUCUUUUUACUGUAUCGUGCCUAUAAAAAAAUUGGCUAAAAAAAUAGUGCUGGCUGUGUUGUAAGCGUAUAUAUUUCCGAAGAUGGGCAUGUCUGAGCGAAGUCCUUCCGUGAUCACCUUCAAAAAAAUUCAGCUAAGCCUUUUACGUUCUAUUUUUGUGUUAAUUGGGUCUUGGCUCAUUUUGGUGGUAAAAAAGUUAUGAUUGUGAAUGUUUAGUUAAUAAUGCAAAUUCCUGUAAAUAUGUUAUAUUAUAUAGUUUAAACUUUGUUGUACAAAAACUUGAAUUGGUAAGGACGAACUUUCUUAAUCUCAAACUUCAACUUCUCAAGUUCUCAAGCCUUCCAAUGUCAGCUCACGAUUCCUCGCAGUUUCCACUUUACCCAACAAUAGCUCGAAAUAGGACCAAAGUAAUAUAAAAUUGUUCAACUUUAAAUAUUUUUUCAGUGAAGCCGCUAUCUUAAGGAUUUGUAGUUGUGUAAUAAAUAAAAAAGGAAUGUAAUUGGAGAACAAGAUAGAAUUAAAGACCUUUCUGUGGCAACGUUAUGGAGUGUUUUCUUGGUCAGUGCUGAAACUGGAUGUAAAUAAUUUUGACUUUCCUGAACCUAUGGUUUUGUUUUACUGUUAUUUGAUAAUAUUUCCAAGGGUUUCUAAGGGACCAAUUUUCUGAUAAAUAAGGCCUAUGAAAAGUUAUACUUAACAAAAUCAAUCGGAAUUCUGACAAUAAUGACAAAUUAAAGAACAGUUGGACUUUUUUUCUAAAUAAGAAGCAGUUUUAUUGCAACUGUGCAUCCCAAGAACAGGAAGUUGCUCUUGAAAUUUUUAUUUGUUUAUGAUUACUCUAAACGAUUGAUAUUAUUCCAAAUAAUAGCGAUUUUCUUGGGCAAGAACUUUGAGAGCAUUGGAGCAAAUCUUUUCACAGUCAUUGUGAACGGUACGAUCAACACUAGCAUUAUUUGGAGGAGUAGGAUUGGCUGGUGGUUAG
Messenger RNA from Rhopilema esculentum, 4870 nucleotides. The record is from RefSeq and is a predicted model, not a curated record. NCBI's taxonomy places the organism in Eukaryota, Metazoa, Cnidaria, Scyphozoa, Rhizostomeae, Rhizostomatidae.